UCUUCCUUAUAUUUAUAUAAAUAUAUAUAUAAUAUAUAUAUUUUGCUGAUGCAGUAUACAGUGUGUAUAUAUGUGUGUGUGGGUAUGGGUGUGUAAAUUUAUAUACACACACAUGCAAACAGUUCCUGGAAGAGAACUCUGAAUGCUUUGCUAGCAAAACACUGUGGUGUGCAAAACUAGAACUCAAUAGAAAAAAAGCCAUUUAUCUGAAGGCUGCAUAGUGGAGAGAGUCUUCAGUUUACCUCAUUCUUUGUAGCAGCCCAUGAUUUUAACAGGUUUUUGUAAUAGGUACAAAUAAUCCCAUACCUUUCUGGGUGCAGUUUUAAGUUAAGCUAAAAAUUCUUUGUAGGAUUAAUUUAUUUGUAUAUGGUAGUAGAAGAUAAGAUCAUGCCGUACUUUAAAUUUCAAACCUUACAAUUUGGGGAAUCUGACACUACUUAAAUUAUUAGCAACUGUUGUCUAUUGUACAGAGGUUCUCUUUUCUACUGGCUUGGUCUGUUACAUUAAUAACACAUUUUAUAUGUUCAAGCAUAUAGCUUUACGUAAAUUCAAAGUUCACUAGGAAAUACCAAAUUCACAGUAUUUUGGCUGUUUACAACACUAACUUCGUCCUGCCAUAAAAAUUCAAUUAAUUUAUGUUCUUUUCAUCUGUAAGCAUUUUUAAUGCAUUCCCUUUACCAAAAACCUGAGCAAUACAAUAUUUUCUUUAUGUGCUAUAUGCCUUGUUUGCUAAAAGCUCACAUUUUUGCAUUUACUUUAAAGGGCUGUACUAAACCCACAGCUUUAAGUUUUUCCUGAAAGGAGCAUCGCAGCUAACCUUGAACCCACAAAUAGUUUUAAUCUAAAGUAUUUCUCUUCUCCACAUUUCCAUGCCUUCAUGUCAAUGCUUAGUUGUUUUUCCAGGUGAACACUAUAGAUAAUCUCCUGUUUGAAACGUGGAGCAGGAGGGUCUUUCGUGACAAUGGAGCUAAGCUUUUCUUCCUCAUAAUGAGAUGGCAACCCAAGUGUCCCUAUCAGAAAAGUUAGAGUCCUGUGUAGCCAGUGCUUCACACAAACAGAAAUGAAUGCACUGUUUUUUAAGAAGCUCGAUUAUAAAAUACAGAUUGAUUACUUCAGAGAUGGGACUACCUCCUCAGAUAUUCACAGUAUGAAAUGGAGGAGCCUGAUGUGCUUCACACUGGCCUGUUUGACAUGUGUAUUAUCUUACUGUUAAUUCAGCAGUAUUUUAUCGUGAAGCAAAUCCCAGUGUUUGCGCUCACUUCGGGAGUGGGAGUAAGAGGUGGGCCACGACUGUGGUGCAUUUCUUAAGUAUUCCAGGGGAAUGUCACACUUUUCCUUCCCAGGGGAUAAGAAACCUUUGGGAAGUUUCUGAGGGAAACUAUUUUCCCCCAAGUAUUAUGAUGUCUGGUCAGUUCUAAGAAUACCACUGGACAUUUUCUAUGGACAUUUGAGAUUGCAGUUCCCAUGGUGAUUUGGUUGGUCCUACUUUGAAGGGAAGCUUUGGUUGUCACCCUUAAUACCACUGAGAUAAAGUGUUAGCAAAGGAGAGUUCGAAUUUAUGAUAUGACCAAGAGCUUUUCUCUUCCAAAAGAUAAAUUUUAUUGUAAAUAGUUUCUCAGAAUUAUUUUUAACUGGAUCAUGAGCAUGGGGAGAGAGAGUUUCUCAGCUGCUAAGAAUUUCCCCACUGUUUACUUCUUUCACUUACAGCAGUAUUGCAUUAUAAGGUUACAGAAUUUAAGGUUUUGUUUAUAUCUGUUACCCAAACUAUUAAAUUGUCUCUAAUUUCAUCCUUGUCUUGGAGGUCUGGUGUGUAAAUGGCUGAUAGGGGAAUACUCUCUCUAGCCAGUCAGUGCUGUAACCCAGGAUUAAAACCAUCCCAUCAAGUAGUAUGUGAAGUCAAAUCUUUGUACUCUCCCAGACCAAACAUUGAAAUGGACUUAUUCAUUCAAAAUUCUAUAAAUCCUGUAAGUGAAAAGAUAGACAACUGUCAGCAGUUGCUUUUACAAAGGUCACUAUAUUAAGUACUAUAUAGUACAGUAUUAAUUUAUAGCAGGAAAUCAUAUCUUGUAAACUGUAUAUAAAACACUGUUUUAUGGUGCAAUCACUUGUCAAACUUUUGUCUGUUACAUUGUUUUUAGUGUGUGCAUUUUUCUCAUACCUAAGAAUAUCACUGUAAAAUCUGCUGAAAACUAUUUAUAGGUUUUAUUUGCACAAGAUUUAAUUCGUUUGACAUUUUUGGAAGCUCCUAUUGAACAUGCCUAAACAUCUGUAACCAUGAAAAUUCCUCAAUUCCUUAAAAGCAAAUAUUUCAGUAUGAUUGUUUCCAAAGGUAAUCCAUGUUCUGUGUUUAAUGUGUGUAUGUAAUUUUUCUGACUCUUCCAUCUCUUAUAAACCUAUUUUCUGUUUUGUUUUUGAAGGACAGCUCCUUUUUUUUUUUUUUUUUUUAAUGUUCUGGAUGACCAAAACACUUAAUUGGUUUUUACCCUUUUGCCUAAAGCUUUGAUAUCCCCAUUUGAUGUUCUAUGAAUUCACUGUUUAAUCUCUUAAAUUAAAUAAUAAUAAAUAGUCCUGGUGACAAACAAUCUAUUGAUGUAGAGGAAAGGCCCUGCAAAGCUAACUUUGGUUAUACUCUUAGCUGCCGUUUUGCAUCGUGGACUUCGUGGGAAGAACAUGUUGCCUUUAGUUUGUCUUUAUUAAAAGACUACUAGCCACAAGUUACUUUGAUUGUAGUAACUGUCUUAUCAACCCACUUUGAUCACAUUUAAAAAAUUAAAUUUAUAUUCACAGUUCAAAACAGUAAGCUGUCUUUCAGAGAGUUUUCGAAGGAUAAAAAUACAUGAAGGAAAAUAAUGGUCUGUGUAGGUAGGAUUCUCUGCACAGGACUUACUAGUUGUAUCACCUCAAGAGAUUUUAAAGUUUGUGAUCAAGGUCUGUAUAUUAUCCCAAACUUUAUUAAGAAUUGUUUUCUAAUUGGUUAUAACAUUUUUCAAUUAAUAGUUUCAAAACAAAUUGUUAAUACAAACUGUAAAAAUGAACAUAAUUUUCUUCACUUGUAUUUUUGUUAUUGAGCAAGUUUAUCAAAAUAAAUUGUCUACUAAAGAAACUAAAAAGUCUUCUAUUACUUUGAAAUAAGCUUUGGUUUUAAAAACUGGUUUCUUGCAGAGGUCUCACAUGUUCACACAAUGACACUUGCGGGCCUCUUAAAUUGGUUUAAUCGUUAGCAUUGUGCAGGGUUUCCUUCCCUCCCUACUCUCGCUCCUAGCUCACCCCUAGGGAAAAGAUGUCAUUAUACUCCAGAACAUGGAUUAGGCCAUAUUUACCAGUAAGAAGAGUCACUCAGCAAUAAAAGACCGCAUACAUGUGGCUCCCUCUUCAGCAUCAUGUUUCCUUUCCGGGGACAGGGAGAGAGAAACUGAGCCAAGGCACCCAAGCCACUGUAUGAGAUUAUAGAGAAAACACCAAGACUAGAACACUGUGGGUUCGUUUCAUGCUAAGUCAACUCUUCUGAGUCACAGUUACCCAGCAACAAAAUAAAGGUAAUUAUUUAUAAAUGAUAUUAUAGAUAGAAAGCAUAGCACUGUAUUAUUUUUCAGAGUUUUGGUUCUCUCCCCAGUAGAGGAAAACCCUGGGAUGAUAUUUUCAAGCAUGUUCAAGGUUUCACAAAUCAGCCCCAGUUCAAAUCACAGAAUAAGACCUCCUAAGAUUAAAUUUCAAGAAGAGGUUUUGCAUGAGACCCAAAAUCUUAGAGCUGAACAAAAUCUAAAGAUCAUGUCUGGGGUUUCCAUUUUCCAGAUGAAUAAAUCAAGGCCCCAGAAAGCUUUACUUACUUUCCCAAAGUCACACAACUAGAUCUCAGCAGAGCACUCGAUAUAGGAAAGAAUGUCUUGACAAAUGGGCCUUGGGCCUACCAGGGUGUUCAUAUUUUUAGCCAUCUGAACCAGCCUUCCUUCAGUUAAUUUCCAUCUACUUCAAUCCAACCAAACCAAUUCUGCCAAAAUUAUCUUCCUAACAAAAGAGAGCACGUCAUUUCCUUGUUUGAAUUUGUCAUUCCUACUGCCUAAAGAAUGCAGCCCAAACGCCUUUAGCAUAGCAUUCAAAACCGUCUAUGACCUGGUUUCAGGCUGUCUUUCCCACCACUCCCUUUUCACUUUUCAUUGACAAAGGGCCUAUUCACCAUUCUCUAACUACAACCAGCCCCCUAUUUCGGCUGUGUGUAUACCACCUUUAUGCGGUUUUCCCUAAUCCCACCUGCAUUGGAAUGUAUUUAACCUUUUGUGCUUUUUUGCUUAUACCUCUGAUUAAAAACUUGCUGCUAGAAGAGACUAAGGAGCCCUGGUGGUGCAAUGGUUAAGUGCUUAGAUGCUAACCAAAAGUCUGGCAGCUUGAACCCACCCAGCAGCUCUUGAGGGAGAAAGACCUGGUGAUCUGCUUCCUUCCUUUAAGAUUACAGCCUGGGAAACCCUGUGGGGCAGUUCUGCCUUGUCAAAUAGGGUCCCUAUGAGCUGAAAUCAAUUCAAAGGCACCUAACAACAACAGAGGGGAUUAGACUGAGCAGAUUAGAAUCUCAAUUUCACAAUUCUAGCUGUGUGACCACUUAGCGUCUGUAAACCUUGAUUUUCUCAUUUGUGGAAAGAGUACCUAACUCACAGGGUUAUUGUUGGUAUAAAUGAGAUAAAGCAUGGAAAGUGCUUGGCACAUCGUAAGCAUUCAAAUGUUAGUUUGAAUUAUUAUUAAACACUUCUCUAGAACUAGAAUAUAAGCUCUCUGAAUGCAAGAAACAUGACUUGCUCACAUGGUAUUGUCUAGAUACCUGGUCUAAUUCUUUACACAUUGAAUUAUCAUAAUUAAAUUUGGUGCUAGGUUAUAAAGGAAAUUCUGACACUGUAUUUCCUGGAGAUUUGAAAGACCCAGUCACCUAUCUGCCAGGAUUGUUUCAAUAAGAUUCUUCCUGAAGGCAGUGGAUUGCCUAGAUCAGCCUUUUUUAUAAAUAAAUUGGUCAGUUUAUUGAUACAUAUUUGAUUCUAUAAUAUGUCAGUGUCAAUGACCUCCUUAGGAUUUCCCUGUGGACUCAGGAUCCUUUACCAUUAAACUCGCAGUACUCCAACAUGAUGCAAGCACCUUGUUGAUUCCACGAGAACUCUCUGGAGGCUUCAUCAGGCUUGUGGGUUCUCUGCUGUCUUAAAGCCAUACAUUUGGUAUGUUUUGCAAAGACCUACUUCUACCAAGGUAGUUUUAAUUAUUUCUGCUGAAGAAAGGGCUCAAAGAUUUUAUCUCAUUUUAGAUGCAGUUACCCCAGUUGACCAUUUUGUGGCACUUCUGUAAACAGUGCUGAUAUAUUUGGUCACUAUUAAAUCAAUCCCCAUUUGUUAUCUGUCAGGGCAAGUCAGUAAAAUAAAUGCUGUGUCCUGCCUCUGGCAGUCUUAUGUUCAUUUAAAUGUUUCGUAUUAGUUGUCUAAGAAUUCAAGUAUUUUCUUAAAUGAAAAAAUGCAAACUCUUUUACAUUGCUUUGUUCUCUUUGGCAAAAGUGCAAAUACAGUUGAAGAGCCAAUCAAAAUUUUUUCCAUUUUCCAUAAUUUCUCUAGGGGAAAAAAAUUUAUUAUGUUAAAAUAUGUAACAAGUUUGUCACUGUCACCAUUUUUAAGAGUACAAUUCAGUGACAUUAAUUACAUUCACCACGUUGUGUGACCAUCACCACUAUCCAUUUCUAAAAGUUUUACAUCACUCCAAACAGAAACUCAACACCCCUUUCAGCGAUAAGUACCAUACCUUCCUCCCACCAGCUCCAGGUGACCACUGAUAAACUUGUCCCUAUGCAUUUGCCUAUUCUUAGGUAGGCUCCGAUAUUUCACAUAAGUGGGAUUUUACGGUAUUCGUUCUUUUGUGUCUGACUUAUUUCGCUCAGUGUAAUGUUUUGAAGAUUCAUCCAUGACAUAGCAUGUGUUAGAAUUUCAUUUCUGUUUGUGGCUGAAUAAGUCCCUGGGUGGGACAUACAGUUUGUGCUUAACUACUAACUGAAAGGUUGGUGGUUUUAACCCACCCAGCGGCACCUCGGAAGAAAGGCCUGGCGAUCUGCUUCCAUAAAGAUUACAGCCAAGAAAACCCUAUGAGUUUUACUCUGUAAAACAAUGGGUCACCAUGAGUUGGAACUGACUCCGUUGUAUGCAUAUACCACAUUUUGUUUAUCCAUUCAUCUGUUGAUAGACACGGGUUGUUCCACAUUUUGGCUGUCGUGAAUAACGCUGCAGUGGACAUUGGUGUACACGUCUGUUUGAAUCCUUGAUUUCAGGUCUCUUGGGUGUAUACUUAGGAGUGGAACUGCUGGGUCAUAUGGUAAUUCUGUGUUUAACUUUUUGAGGAAGUGCCAAAUUAUUUUCCAGAAUGACUGCCCCAUUUUACAUCCCCACCAGGAAUGCAUGAGGGUUCCAAUUUCUCCACAUCUUUGGCAACACUUGGUAUUUUCUGUUUUUCUGAUAAUAGGCACCUUAGUGGGCAUGAGGUGGUAUCUCACUGAGGUUUUGAUUCACAUUUCCCUGAUGUCGUUGUUGAGCAUCUUGUCAUGUGUCACUGGCCAUUCUAUGUAUCUUCUUUGGAGAAGUACCUAUUCAAGUUCCAAAAAAACUUUUGACCACUUCAUCUACUACAUAUUUUACUAAUAUAGUUAGUGAGUAGGAAUAUGGACUUAUUUGAUGCAACCCCGUCCCUGCUCCUCUCCACCACUCCUCUACCCCUGCACACCACUCUAUUACUUUCCCUCGUAUUUGCUUUCAGGAUCAUCAGUAGCUUUCUCUUGUCCUAAGUGCUGUUGUUAAGAAGUAAGUUACCAUGACCCUAAACUAGGACAAAAAGAUAUUUUAUACAGUAACAUGUACUGUAGUAAAAAAAAAAAAAAAAAAAAUUUUUUUUAAAUCAACAGGAGUACAGAAAAUUAAAGUCCUCUCCCCUACUAUCCAUCUUCUUGAGAUAACCACUGUUAACAAACAGUCUGGUGAUGUGGUUUUACCCUCUGGCUCCAGAACUGAACACAGAAGCCAGGCCUGGCGGUAGGAGUCAUAAUGAUUGGUUCAGGAAUGAGCAUGUGACCAAGCCAAGCCUGGAACUUUGCUGGACCUCCUAAGAGGAAAAUAAGCUUUGAUGUUUGUUUUUUUUUAAUAAUGUCUGCACAAGUUUUCCAUGAUCAAGAUAAUAAGUUUCUGGAAAAUCAUUGCAUGAGGAGAAACGGUGGCAGAGAUCCAAAGCAGCCAUUGAGCCCGAAGGAUAUCAGUGGACUUGACCAAAAUCCAGACAAUGGAUUACUGGUUACACAUGUCAACCAGACACAGGACUUACUGAAGCUGCAAGAGAGCGAGACCCAGCCUUCGGCUGGGGAGGACUCUGAAGAUUGGCUUUCAACUCACAGUUUACAGUCUGAGAAACUCACCUUGCCUGACCUGAUAAGUCAGGGCACAGCUGUCCUGGAGGAGAGCAGCAAUGUCAGACAGAAAGUGCAUUUCUCCACCCAGGUCAUCCAGCAUUUUGAAUCAAAGCUUUCUGAAGCUAUCGAACUCUAUCAACAGAGAAUUCAGUGGCUUACUGAAAACAGCAAGAAGGCAUUUGGCCUCAUCAAGGGAGCCAGAGUCGGCAUCCUCAUUGAUUCGUCAGUGGUCAACAGUGGUCCUCAGAAAGAAGAGCUCCAAAACGACCUCAUGAGACUUAUUGAUGAGCAGCUGAGCCACAAGGAGAAGCUGUACGUCCUCUCUUUCAGCACCACCACCAGGGCCCUCUGGCCAGACCCAGUGGAAGUCAGCACCUCCACCCUCCAGGAACUCAAACACUGGGUGAAGAAACUACAGCCUGAAGGAGGUACCAAUGUGCUACAAGCCCUGAAGAAAAUCUUCACUAUAAAAGGCCUGAAUUCUCUGGUGAUCAUAAUGAGAAGCUGCCCAGAUCAGUCCUCUGAAAUCCUGUCCGACUACAUCCAGCAGUCCACCAUGGGAAGGGAUGUCAUCAUCCAUACCAUCAGUUACAAAUGCAACAAUCAGUUGCCCCUUGCUGUCCUAAAGAACCUCGCAGAGGCUAUUGGGGGCUACUACCACUGCUACAGCCCAGAGACAGAGAUCUAUACCAACCAAGACGUGGAUGAGCUCCUGGCAGAAAUCCAGAAGGCCCAGAGCCUGCUCCAACACCUCCAAGCCCUGUGCCACAGUGGCCCCUGUAAGGAGCUCACCAGCAUGAUGAAGGAGAUUUCCACAGAGAUUGCAAAAGGGCCACUCACAAGUCUCUUGCCUAAACCCCCCAAGCACGAGGGCCCUCUCACAAUCGAGUUCCCAAACUUGGACAAGACUUCUGCAGAAUGGCUAAAGAUCAAUGGCCUAAAAGCCAAGAAGUUAAGUCUUUAUCAGGUUCUGGCACCCAAUGCAUUCUCUCCCGUGGAGGAAUUUGUGCCGAUUCUUCAGAAAACGGUAUCUUCAACCAUCUAUGAGCAGGCAAUGGUACAAUUUGAGUGGCAUGACGGGACAGUGAAGAACAUUCACGUGGAUCCCCCCUUCCUCUAUGAGUACCAGAAACAGCUCAACAGAGCUAUGCGGCUGUAUGAGAGGCGGAUCGAGUGGCUCUCCCUGGCCAGCAGAAGAAUCUGGGGCACCGUCUGUGAGAAAAGGGUGGUUAUACUGCUCGAUAUCUCUGUGACCAAUUCCAUGUACAUUAUUCAUAUCCAACACUCCCUGCGACUGCUGCUUGAGGAGCAAUUGUCCAACAAGGACUGCUUCAACAUCAUCGCGUUUGGAAGCACAAUUGAAAGUUGGAGGCCUGAGAUGGUUCCUGUGAGCCACGACAAUCUACAAAGCGCCUGGCGGUGGGCCCUAAGCCUUCGGUGCCAGGGCAGCAGGAAUGUCCUCAGCGCCCUGCGGAAGGCAGUGGAAGUGGACUUCAAGGACAAAGACAAACACCAAUCCCAAGGCAUCUACCUCUUCACUGGGGGCAUCCCCGACCAGGACAUGCCCACGCUGAGUGCUUACAUGGCUGAGGCCUGUGGGGGCUGUGACCUCCAGCUGAAUGUGUGCUUCUUCUACGUGGGUGAGCCAGAGAUGGACAGCACACCCCCUGCCUGCUAUGCCAGCUGCACUGACACAGCCAACGCCUACAGGGAGGCCACCCGGGCUGCUGGCGGCCGCUUCCACUGGUUUGGAGACACAGGCAUUUAUGAAAGUGAUGACAUCAACGCCAUCGUGUCUGAGAUGGAAAAGGCUCUCAGCUACUCCCAAAAGUGUGCCUUACUCGUGGCCUCCCUGAAGAACCAGUCGGGAAAAGAACUGGAAAGCGCUGCUCUCCCUAAAGAAAAGCCAAAGACACUCAAGCAAAGAAGUCAGCCCAGAAACCUCCAUCCUCCCAAGCACACAGCCCCCUCCGUGGCCAGAACGACCAUUAAAGAUGACUCUGACAGAGAGAAGAGUCCUCCCUUGAAAGCUCUGAAAUGGCGUCCACUCAGUGGCAAAGCAAUCACCUCACCAGGUAAGGCACAGCCAUGGCCAGACUGGUCAGUGAAAGAAUGGACUACAGAAUGGAAGAGGAAGAAGACAAAAUCGCGGGAAGGAGAGGCAUCUCUCUCACUGUUUUAUACAGAUACAGGGAAUAACGUGGGCUCAGUGUACAAGAGGUACCCUCAGGGAAAGGGUGUAAGAAGGACUAGAUCUUCUAUGGAGUUGCCCAGAAAGGAUAAAAUUUGUUCAAGCCAAGAGUGGGUAGCCAAUUAUGGGCUCAAAAAACUGAAGAUGGAGAUCUCCAGACACAUUGGUCCCAGCUGCACUCAUCAAAAGACAGGACAGGGGUUGGCAUCAGCCAAACACUGCAGUGUCUUCCCCAGCGUCGAGAUCAAUGGACUGGUAAGACACCUUCAGUGGACACUCUGGGAAAUCGAAACGUACAUCACACACCUGGACAAGGUGUUAAGGCGCUAUGUCCAGAGGCUGCAGUGGCUGCUGUCUGGGAGCCGCCGACUGUUUGGCGCCAUUUUGGAGAGCAAAGUAUGCAUCCUCCUGGACACAUCAGGGUCUAUGGGCCCCUACCUGCAGCAGGUGAAGACAGAGCUGAUUCUGCUGAUUUGGGAGCAGCUGCGGAAGCACUGCAAGAGUUUUAACCUGAUCAGCUUUGCAGAGGGCCUACAACCGUGGCAGGAAACCCUGGUGGCGACCACAGAUGCAGCGUGCCAUGAAGCUAUGCAAUGGGUGACCCACUUGGAAGCUCAGGGAAAUACCUCAGUCUUGCAAGCAUUACUGAAAGCUUUCAGUUUUCCCGAUGUGGAAGGAUUGUACUUGCUGACCGAUGGGAAGCCAGACACAAGCUGCAGCCUUAUUCUAAGCGAAGUCCAAAAACUCAAGGAGAAAAGAGACGUGAAAGUGCACACCAUUUCCUUUAGCUGCUCAGACAGGGCAGCAGUUGAAUUCCUGAGAAAGUUGGCCUCCCUCACCAGGGGGCGCUAUCACUGUCCUGUUGGGGAGGACACACUCUUCCAAAUUCAUGGCAUGCUGACCAAAGGCUUCAUUGAUGAAAGGGAUCCUGUCUUGCCACUAUUUGAAGGAGAUGAUUUAAAGAGACUGGCCCAGGAGAUCACCAAAGCAAGAAGCUUCUUCUGGCAGGCCCAGUCCUUCAGAUCCCAACUCCAGAAGAAAAACGAUGUGGAACCAAAGGUUGCUCCUUUAUAGAGAAGCAUUCUCAGGAUGAAGCUGGUGUCCUAAGCAUCUCUGGGUCCCCAGAACUGACCACAUGGAAGACACUCAGUAAACACUGAACAUCCAGCUUUGUUGUAGGAGCCCAGCUCUGGAAACUAACCUGGUGGGGUUGUUUUUGCCCUGGUCCUCACUCUGGGCUUCCCACCACCCUGGUCCAUGGAGGUCUAUGCAGAUUCACCAUCAGCCCAUCUUGGAGGAAGAAGAAACAAGUGAGCCCUCACUGCCACCUCCCACCCCUGCUACCACAUCAACCGGACUGAGCUGAAGGCUGCUCUGGAGCCCAAUCUAGAGUGAAUGCUCUGCUUGAGCAUGUGGAAUCAUGUUGGGUCUCUGGGCCCAGCCCCACUGUGUACAUAUGAAGUGAAUGUGUAGUGUAUUAUUUUAUCUGGUGCAUCUUCUAAAACAAAUAAAAACUAUUCUUUUAUUUCAUUAAUAACAUUAAAAUG
Messenger RNA from Loxodonta africana (African savanna elephant), 11149 nucleotides. RefSeq names its product von Willebrand factor A domain containing 3A (gene VWA3A). The coding region runs from base 7152 to 10676 and encodes 1174 amino acids. Lineage: Eukaryota; Metazoa; Chordata; Mammalia; Proboscidea; Elephantidae. The record is from RefSeq and is a predicted model, not a curated record. The transcript is spliced from 36 exons.